GAGCCACAAAGUUGUUCUCGCUCUCAUCCAAGUGGCUCAUGCAGCCCUCUGGGAAGAAAAAGAGAAGCAGGGAAGAAGAACCAGCGGGGAGGACAUCUAUAUCGGGAUACUUUGGACCGGUUGGAGAGAGCAGAGGGAGUGUGAGAUGCUUGUCAGGAUUUGGGUUAAACUCUGACGAGACUGACUGGUGGCAGCAUCUUUCCUUCUUUUACAUCUGACUGAUGGUGUUGUUUACAACAACUUCUUCGUCAGCAUGAGCUCCUCAUCAGCCAAUAUUCAGAGCAAACGUCUACCUUCAGAGACAGAGCACGCCCCGAGGCGUCCCGACAUGGAAUCAACGCAGCAGCUCAAGCUGAGAGAGAGACAGCGUUUCUUUGAAGAGGUCUUCCAGCAUGAAGUAGACGUCUACUUGUCUUCGGCGCACCUCUGCAUCAAAGACUACAGGCGACCUCCCAUUGGCAGCGUCUCCUCCAUGGAGGUGAACGUGGACCUCCUGGACCAGAUGGAGCUAAUCGACCUCUCUGACCAAGACCCUGUGGAUGUGUUCUUCAGCUCUGUAGGGGAAGAAGGGGUGCUGUCCUCCCCACUGCCAGCAAGCAACGAGGCGGCCAUGAGGAAUGGACGGUUUCGGCACGUCCACGAGAGCCUAGAAAGCAAGUCCCGCAAGUCCUCCACAUCUUCAGAAUGCUCCUCUGACAGCCAGGCCGCAAACGUCCACGGAGGAGACACUCCUUUGGUCGGCUCGGACAACGAGGAGACACAAAACAGCGCAGUGAACAAGAAAGGCGUGUCAGCGGAGGGAGGAGGGCAACAAACUCAGAAUGCACAGUCCUAUUGUAAAGAAACCUCUCGCACUGAAUAACGCCGUACCUACAGCAUGGCGGAGAACGCCUCAACCACAGGAGGAAAAGACUAUUUAAACGAGGCUUCGCCUACAACUGCUGGGCUCUUAUAAAGCUUUCCAGGUUCUCUGCUAAUCGACGUGUACCAGUGUGGAUCAUCGACUGUUAAACAUGCUGAAUAGAUUGGUCUUUGUGUCAUAUGCUUUCAUUUUAGUGUGGAAAAAAAAAGAACGAUUUUUGUACAGUAUUAAUAAAACCUUGAAACAAAAGAUGACGUAAAAAAAA
Fundulus heteroclitus (mummichog) is the source of this 1127-nucleotide messenger RNA. Its product is annotated as dysbindin. The record is from RefSeq and is a predicted model, not a curated record. Bases 254 to 862 code for a protein of 202 amino acids. Gene Ontology annotation, biological process: negative regulation of protein kinase activity. The transcript is spliced from 4 exons. Gene Ontology annotation, cellular component: cytoplasm. Lineage: Eukaryota; Metazoa; Chordata; Actinopteri; Cyprinodontiformes; Fundulidae.